Molecule: messenger RNA, 1077 nt
Organism: Drosophila grimshawi
Lineage: Eukaryota; Metazoa; Arthropoda; Insecta; Diptera; Drosophilidae
Exons: 1
Coding region: 75-965 (296 amino acids)
Source: RefSeq, a predicted model, not a curated record
AGAAUAAUAGCAAGCCACGAAAAACAUCAAAUUGCAUUCAUUGAAAUUUCAAGUAGACAAAACCAAGUCACAAAAUGAACUCAGACGGAGAUAGCAACAAAGAGCAUGGGGAUAAUCAAUCUUUGGAUAGUUCCUUCUUCGAGACACUGUGGCCAUUGAUAUUGGAUGAUAAUCAAUGCCGUCUGCAGAGCGAAUCCACUGAUUAUUUUGUGCCCAGCAAGAAAUUUGAUCAGCUGCAUUGGCAUACAUUGCUGGCUGAGGUAGGCUUUCCCGACUAUCAAAAGCCGCAUGAUCUGCGCUGUUGCGAGGCCGCCAAACAGUUGGAUGAAUCCGAGCAGCACGCCGAACAGGAGGCCAAUGAAGCUGCACUGCUCCAGAGUGCUGCGGCACUUGGAGAUUAUAAAGUAGCUGGCUCGCAGGCCAUCUGUCCUGUGGACAAACAAAUCGAGCAUCUUCGGCAAAAACGGCAACGCUGCCAGAAAUUGGCUUAUGACUUUGCUAAUCGCAAAUAUCCGUGGACCAUGGCAAGGCAAUCUCACGAGCAUGGCUUUACACUCACGACUGAGCUUCGUCACCAUUUCCGGUGCCCGAUGGAGCGCAGGAUAUUGGAGGGCAUCAAUCAAUAUAAUUGCAAGUUGAUGCUGAUUGAUGCAAGCACUGAUGUCUGUGUGGAUGACUUUAAGCGCUGGAUCAAGUUCCGGCCCUAUGCUCAAAUUUUGGCCAUUGUUCGCUGUCCACGUGUCGAGCGUCAUUUGCAGUUGCUCAAUGCGUUCAACACGCUGCUGGUGGAGGAGGACAUACAGAACAGUUGGCACCAGGAGCUGCAGGUCUCUCUUCAUACAGGCCUCAAGGAGGCCAAGAGACUGCAACUACUUACCAACUGCGCCGAGGCAUUUGUGUUUAUUUUCUCACGCUAUCGCGGUCUUUGCACCUGCGAUACCUUCACAAUUUUGUGCAGAACGUAAUGUUAAUAAUGUAAAGUUUAAUAAUGAUUUCACAAUCUACUAAUUCAUUACUUAAAUUAUAAGAUUUCAAAAUGAAUUGAACAAAUUUCCAGCCUGGAAGCGAUGUGGUCUA